AUGAAUGAUUAUGGUGGUGGUAAUAGUAGUAUUGCUAUGGAUGAUGAUAGCGAUCCUCUAAAACAACAACAACAACUACAAACACCAAAGAAGAAUAAUACAUCUAUUAAAUUCACACAAUCGUCAACUGCAAAGUUUUUGGAUGAUGAAGAUGACCAAGAUGAUAAUGAAUAUCAAGAAACUAAUAAUAGUAAUAGUAAUAAUGGCUUGGGUUACGAUCGAAAUGAAUCACAUAAUUAUAAUUCUCAUUCGCAUCAUCAUCAUCAUCACCAUCAUCAUGCUCAUCAACAUAAUAAUAAUUACCACCAUAAUCAACAACAGCAGCAACAACAACAUAACCAAAAUCAACACUCUAACAAUAGACUUUCUGGCGUUGCUAAAAAACAAGGUUUUACAUUCAACUCUGAUCAGAAAAAACAAGAUAAUAACAAUAGUAUAAAGAAAGAUGAUGAAACAGAUCAAAACAAUGUUGAAAUGCAUGAUGAUGACACAGAGACACUAGCAACAACAUCAACAUCAAUUGAAACAGAGUAUGAACAACAGCAGCAACAACAACAACAACAGGAAGAGUUGGAAAAAGAAAAAAGUAAACCAAUUGACUAUGAUGAUGAAGAAGGUUACAUUGAUCCACCAUUCGAUUUCGCACCAAAGUUUAGUAGAGGAGGCAUUGGCUAUGAUGACCGGUUACCUUAUCCUUUCGUAAAACAAAAGCACAAAGAGGAAACAGCAGAGUUUGAACAUCGACAGAUUCUCUGUUGGAUCAAGACCAGCGAUUCGGAAUACAAAAAUCUAAACACAUGUGAUUUGGAGAGCUUUUUGGUUGUUGGAGACGACGAUGAACUUCCGCCAAGAGAUGAAUUCUGUCCGUAUGAAAAGAUUGAGGAAUUGGAGGAUAAAAAGAGCACACUAACCGAUCUCGAUCGUAAUUGCUUCGUCAAAGCAAGAGCGAGAUCCAACCCGUACGAAUGGAUCAAAGGUGCCAUCUUUCAAAAUCGUGCUGCUGUCAAAAUGGCUAAUCUCGACAAGAUUGCUACACUCAUUGAAAUUAAACCUAAUCAAGAUAAAUUUUAUUUUGCAGAUGUUUGUGCAGGACCUGGUGGAUUCACGGAAUAUACACUUUGGAGAAUGGUUGGAAAAGGUAUACCUGUGGAAAACAAAGAACAGCGCAAGCGGUGUAAAACAAAAGGUUGGGGUUUCACAUUGAAGGGCGAGUGUGAUUGGAAGUUGGAUAAAUUCACUGAUGACUCUGGUCUGAAGAUUGGUGAUAAUUUCGUGGUUGACUAUGGUCCUGCCGACGACGGCGACAUUCAAAACGAACAAAACAUACGUCAUUUCACUCAGAUGGUACUGAAAGGUACCAAUCAGAAAGGUGUCAAUCUGUUUAUGGCCGACGGUGGUAUCAGUACGGAAGGUGAGGAGUUGAACCAGGAAUCUAUUCUUGGACAUCUGAUACUCUGUCAGUUUCUAACAAUGUUUGAAAUUCUGUCGUUGGGCGGUAAUUUCGUUUGUAAGAUUUUCGACACCUUCACACCAUUCACAGUUGGAUUGUUAUAUAUUAUAUUUAAGCAUUUCGAAUCAUUUACCAUUGUCAAACCAUUUACAAGUAGACCUUUAAAUUCUGAACGUUAUGUAAUUGCCAAAAAUCUUUUAGUAUAUAGACCAAGUAAUAUUAGAAAUUAUCUUUAUAAGUUAAAUCAGAGAUUGAAUGAUGGCGAGAACAUCUUAAGAAUCAUUGAUAUCAAAGAUCCUGUUUUUAUAGAUUUUAUUAGAAUGAAAUCAUUAGAACAAUGUGAUAGUCAGAUAAGAGCAUUUGAAUACUUUACAAAAGCAGUUGAAGAUUGGGAAUAUAGAGUGUGCGAUCAAGAAAUACUCAAACAAAACUGUCUGACAGAGUGGGGUAUCCCUUUAGAUCCAAGACAUACAGAGAAACUUAACAAACAACAUCAUCAUCCAUAUAAUCAACAACAAAGAAAAUCAAUUAACAAUAAGCAAAAGAUAAAUAAUAAUAACAAUAAUAACAACAAAAUUAGUAUUAAUAAUAAUGGUGAUAACCAAAAAUAUAAGAAUAAUGAUACAGCUAAGGAAAUGACUACAUCGACGACAACAACCACUACUCCUGUAACAAGUCCACAGAAGAAAGGAAUCAAUCAACCGAGUUAUGUAAAGUCACCUUCAAAACAAUUCGUUUCGUCUCUGGAUGCAAUCACCAAACACAAGAUUAAACCGUUUUCCGUUGUCGGUAAUAAAACACCUCCACUACCUAGUUUAGACUCUGACUUUCAAAAUAUGUAA
Heterostelium album PN500 is the source of this 2292-nucleotide messenger RNA. RefSeq names its product RlmE/FtsJ family methyltransferase. Gene Ontology annotation, cellular component: cytoplasm; nucleus. The coding region runs from base 1 to 2292 and encodes 763 amino acids. Gene Ontology annotation, biological process: 7-methylguanosine mRNA capping. The record is from RefSeq and is a predicted model, not a curated record. Gene Ontology annotation, molecular function: methyltransferase cap1 activity. Lineage: Eukaryota; Evosea; Eumycetozoa; Acytosteliales; Acytosteliaceae. The transcript has 5 exons.